AUGAGGAGCAUGUUGGAUAGAAGCUUGAGUUUAUUAGAGCUGUUUGUGAGCACUGUGGUACACCUGCUGUUUGGGUUCUAUGUAUUCAGUUUUGCAGUGGCUUUAGACCUAACACAAGCUCUAUCCAAGGCUCUUUGGUCUCAUGUUGUAGUUGAUGAUGAUGUACAUGUCAAGCAUGAGAAGUCUAGAUCUUCAUCUUCGUCGAAUAUCCCACCGAUCGUGUUAGUACAUGGUAUUUUUGGCUUCGGCAAAGGGAGGCUUGGAGGGUUAUCUUAUUUUGGUGGUGCCGAGACGAAGGAUGAGCAUGUUCUUGUGCCUGAUCUUGGGUCCUUAACAAGCAUUCAUGACAGGGCUUGUGAAUUGUUUUACUACUUGAAAGGAGGGAGAGUGGACUUUGGAGAGGAACAUAGCAGUGCUUAUGGCCAUUCUAGAUUUGGAAAUGUUUAUGAACAAGGACACUAUCCUAUUUGGGAUGAAGAGCACCCAAUUCACUUUGUUGGGCACUCAGCAGGAGCACAAGUCAUCAGAAUGUUGCAGCAAAUGCUUGCUGAUAAGGCUUUCGAAGGACAUGAGAACACCACCGCGGAUUGGGUACUAAGUGUAACAGCUUUAUCUGGUGCUCUUAAUGGAACAACAAGGGCUUAUCUUGAUGGCAUGUCAGUUGAAGAUGGGAAAUCAAUAAGAACUCUAAGCUUGCUUCAAGUUUGCCGUCUUGGAGUCAUAUUCUAUGACUGGUUCAACAUUAGAUGGCUCAAAAAAUACUACAACUUUGGUUUUGACCACUUUGAGAUGGAAUGGAAUAGAACUGGUCUUUCAGGCCUUACUGAUUUGCUUUCUGGGAAUUCAGGACCAUUUGCAACUGGUGAUUGGAUUCUACCUGAUCUUACCAUUCAAGGAGCUCUCAAACUCAACUCCAAACUCUCUACAUUCCCAAACACAUUCUAUUUCAGCUACGCAUCGAAGACGACAAACCCGGCUCUCGGUUUUAGGACGACGACAGUUCAUCCGUUGCUCUUCCUUCGAUCGUUGCAAAUGCGUCAAUGGAGAUAUCCUAUCCAUGUGUCUCCGCCAUUCAAAGCUUACAAAGAUGAAGAUUGGGAGGAGAAUGAUGGAGCUCUUAACACUAUUUCUAUGACACAUCCUUUGUUUCCAAAAGAGCAUCCAAGCCUUUGUGUUGUUGAUGACUUUCAUGUCCAUCCUAUGAAAUCUGGCAUUUGGUAUUACAAGAUAUUGGAAGGAGAUCAUAUACUUUAUGUUGUGAGUAGAGAGAGAGCAGGAGUGAAAUUUGAUUUGCUUUAUGAUGGCAUUUUUGAGCGCUGUAGAAAAAAUAUAAUUAGGAUAAAGUCACCAUUGCUACCAAAUCAUAUUGGUUAA
This is a messenger RNA of Dioscorea cayenensis subsp. rotundata (Guinea yam), 1374 nucleotides long. Its product is annotated as lipase-like. Lineage: Eukaryota; Viridiplantae; Streptophyta; Magnoliopsida; Dioscoreales; Dioscoreaceae. The transcript has 7 exons. Bases 1 to 1374 code for a protein of 457 amino acids. The record is from RefSeq and is a predicted model, not a curated record.